ACAUGAUCCUUCAACCUCAGACCACAGGACAAGCUGGUGGUUAUUAUUGUCUCCAGUUUGACUUCCUGUUCUUUCAUCUUCAGUAUUAAACUCUGAGCUCUGCUGCUGUUGUACCCACAUUCUCACUUCCCCUUCACUUCUAAGAAGAAACGAAGUGCCACACUGUAUCAGGACACUAAUGCAUUUCACCUGGGUUCUAGCUGCUAAUGGGGAGACAAAGAGACUGAUGUCACCAUGAGGAAGUGAGCAGGAAGUUGAUGCUGUAUUCAUCUCUGAGAGCAAGAACAGAGACUGAGAGAGACAGAGAAGCACGAUGGCUGCAUUCACAUGGAUUCAAAUGUCUUCAUUACUAAUACUGAUGCUUCAGUUUAAAGUAACAACUGAGCAACAUCAAACUGUUCAAACUGUCACAGCUGGACGUGGACAUGAUGUUACUCUGCCUUGUAAAAAUGUGAUACAAGGUCAGCAUAACUGUAUCAGUACUACCUGGAUCUUCAGUGAUUCAAGCAGCUCAGUAGAACUCUUUGAACUUGGGAAGAAUAAAAAAGCCAAACCUAAAUCAGACAGACUGAGUCUUUCUGCAGACUGUUCUCUGGUUAUAAAGAAGGUCACAGAUCAGGAUGUUGGUCGUUACACCAGCAGACAGUACAAAACAGCAACAGGAUCACAAGAAGGUCCAGACUUUACGAUUGAUCUGUCUGUUAGUAACAUUGAAGAUGUGAAAACGACAACCAAAUCAACAAUUAAACCAACAUUAACAAUAACAAAUAUAUGGACAACAGAAGAGGAAGUAAAGACAUCGCUGACAACAACAUCAAAUCAACCAGACGAGCCGGCAACAACAAAAUCAACAACAGUGGAGUUUACCACAAAAACAUCAUCAACAAGAAAAUCCACAUCAACAACUACGUCAGAAGAGACAUCAAAUAAUCCACCAGGAGUUCAGUCAUGGUUUAUCAUCGUUCCUGUGGGUUUAGCAGCACUGUUAGUUGUUGUGGUGAUCAUCAUAUGGAAGAAAACUAAAGAAAACAAAACACAACAGAGCGACAACACUGCUGAAGCCGAUGAUGAAGUUUCCUACGCCUCCAUCAGCUUCACAAAGAAAACCAAGAAUAAAGACCGGCCCCGCGUCGAUGAUGAUGGUGAGACUAUGACCUACAGCACUGUGAAGACUUUCUCUCCACCUGCUGGAGUUUCCACUGAUUCCAGCGACCUCUAUUCCACCAUCAACAAACCAAAGACAUAGUAUGUUGGUCAUGAAAGGCUGCAUGUUGUUUUUCUUGAUGCUGCAUCAAUGUUUCGAUUGUAAAUUUCUUUACAUUUUUUAAAUUAAAAUGUAAUAUUUGUGUGUAAUAUAUAGGUAAGCACUUUUCUGAAAGCUUAACUCAAGUCAGUACAGACAAGGUAGUUUAUUUAGCUUCUGAAUUAAGUCAUGUGAGAUGUUUUUAAGUAAAUAACUUACCUGUUGUUUUCUUAAGCACAUUAGUAGAUCUAAAUCUUCCCAUUCCUUAAUUUUAAAUUUUUUUUAAUGCCUUAAACAUAUUCUCAUCAUCAUCUAUGACAGUAUUACAUUACACACCAAACACGAUAGGUCGUUGCGAAAAAGUAAUCUUAAAAAAUGCAAUGUGAAAAAAAUGAAGUGAUGAUGAGCUAGUCUGCAUGUUUUU
Molecule: messenger RNA, 1667 nt
Organism: Oreochromis niloticus (Nile tilapia)
Lineage: Eukaryota; Metazoa; Chordata; Actinopteri; Cichliformes; Cichlidae
Product: A-agglutinin anchorage subunit
Exons: 9
Coding region: 314-1246 (310 amino acids)
Biological process (GO): interleukin-15-mediated signaling pathway; T cell activation; positive regulation of ERK1 and ERK2 cascade
Cellular component (GO): external side of plasma membrane; membrane raft
Molecular function (GO): protein tyrosine kinase binding; MHC class II protein binding
Source: RefSeq, a predicted model, not a curated record